Molecule: messenger RNA, 4241 nt
Organism: Penaeus indicus
Lineage: Eukaryota; Metazoa; Arthropoda; Malacostraca; Decapoda; Penaeidae
Gene: IRSp53
Exons: 14
Coding region: 482-3607 (1041 amino acids)
Biological process (GO): plasma membrane organization; actin filament bundle assembly; actin crosslink formation
Cellular component (GO): nucleoplasm; cytosol
Molecular function (GO): protein binding
Source: RefSeq, a predicted model, not a curated record
GGGCGAACGGAAGUACCUUGCCGUCUCUCCCGCCCGCGCGCCUCUCCUCACACCCGCUCCCUCGAGUGCCUGUGCGUGUGACUGUGGAAAAGACCCGAACGUUUUGCUUCGCUCGGACAUCUUGGGAGAGAGAUAUAUAAAAAAAGGGAUAUAUAUAUAUAAAAGGUGCUUGAUAAAAGAAAAGACCAAACCCCCCAAAUUUUUGAAAUACAUUUUCUUUUUCAAAGAAUAGAAAAAAGUUUCAAACUUAAUAUUCUCCAAAGUGCUAAUUUGAAGUGACCGUUCCCCCCCCCCUUCGCCAAAAAAAGAUAAUGUCAGAUCCAAGAGAAGUGUUCGCCUCGCCCGCCAUGGGGUUAGCCGCGUGCCUCUAAAAAAAAAAAAGAAAAAAAAAGAAAAAAAGAAAAAACGUCAGGAGAUAACACUCAGCAUCUUCGAGUGAGAUCAUCAGCUGCCGCUCGACGCGAUCAAGGGCGACUUGAACAUGAGCGACACUAUGGCCGACGUCGAAGAGCUCACUAAGCAGGUGGACUUAGUCUACAAGAACCUGCUGGACAAGUUCAACCCCGCGGCCCGCCAGCUCAUCACGGCGGGGAAGGCUUACCUCAAGGCCCUGCAUGGUGCCAUGGCUGCGUCCAAGGUGUACCUCGACGCCCUGACGAAGGUGGCGAGGCACUCCCAGCAGGGACUCUGGGGCGGCUCCUCUGACAUAGGGAUGUGCCUCAUGCAGAUGGUGGACGUUUACAAGGAAGUCCAGUCACAACAGAUGACCAUUCUUAAGGCUUUCUACGUGGACCUGAUCGUGCCUCUGGAGACCAAUUUGGACAAGGAUACUAAAGUGCUUCAGACCGAGCAGAAAAAGUUCCUUUCUUCACACAAACACCGCCUGGAGUCUUACACGAAAGCGGCGUCGCAGGUGAAGAAACACAAGAAGAAGAACAGGGCGAAUAAAGGAGCCAUGGAUAAGGAAAUAAAGCAAUUCCAGGCGAUGGAGGAGGAAAAGUGCAAAAUGGACGGGUUUAUUGAACAGAGUCUUCAGAACGCGGUGACCCAAGAGCGGCGUCGAUAUGGAUUCAUCCUGGAGAGACAGUGCUCCCUCGCCAAGCACUACCUGGCCUACCACGGGAAGGGCUCCUCGCUCCUGCAACACACGCUGGACAAGUGGCAGGAGGUUUCCAAGACGCGCGAAACCCUGCCCGACAGGAUUCAGUGCAUGCUGCCCACGUCGAGGCCGAGGGACACGGAAGGCAUUUACUCGACGCCCCUCUGCCUCGACGACGAUGCCAUGUCCGUGACCUCGCAGAUGCGGAAGGCACGCUCGGUCGACGCCUCCUGCCUCGACCUCAGCUCCAUUGCUGACGAAAUGCCGUCGCGACCUAUCACUCGCGCGCGGUCGGAGUUCAACCUCGACCAUCGCUCCACGCCGGACACCCUGAUGCACCGGCGGUCCAUGGCGGUCCCCGAAGACAGCAGCCGGCGGGCCAUGGCGAGGGCGCUGUACCCUUACUCGCCCAGCGGAGACAACCAGCUGUCGUUCGUCGAGAUGGACUUGAUUGCCUUGAUUGGAGAGAAGAACAAAGGCUGGCAGUACGGCGAGAACCUCCGCACGCAGCGCUGUGGAUGGUUCCCCGUCGCCUACACCGAGCUCCUGCACGAGGAAGAUGACUCAGCUCUCGGCAGCACCAUGACGUCACAGCUCAACAGUAGAGGUAGUGUAGAGGACCCCCAGGCCACGCCCGCAGGUGCUGAGGAGCCGCCCACUGGCCCCGGGCUAUCCCAGCACGCCCACGCUCAGCCCUACCACCGAUUCCCUCCCAAACACAGGCCCUCGAUCGCUUCCAUGACUCAGGUCCGAGCCGCUAGUCCCGCCGCCGCCUCCCAUGCCAGUGCCUCCACUUCUGCCUCGAGCGUUCCAGUGCCACAGUCCUCCUCCUCUGCCAAAUCAUCACAUGUAGCCUCCUCUCAGGAAACUCUGAGAACCUGCACCAGCAUGUCCUCCAGCGUGAACACGGUCCUCUUCAACCACGCCAUUCUGGAACCCCCCUCCGCCCGAGUCUCAGCCCCCACCAUUAAGAAGUCGACGAGCCAGCCGCAGCCGCACGCCAAGUCCGGCUCCAACCCCUUCACCUCCAGCGGCUCGCUCACCACCGGCUCCUCCAUGACCCUGAGCCGCUCCUUCACGACCGGCGCCGGCUCCUCCCACCUCUCCACUCGCUUCCAGAAGAGAGGCAGCGGGAACGCGUCCUUCCACUCCAGCGACGACAGCGGCUUCAGCAACGAGAGCGGCAGCAUCAGGCCUCCCAUGAACCCCGAGGCUGAUUACUCCGACGAUGAUCUCAACGGACUUGCCCCACAUUCCAUGAACAGCCUCAGCUCCCGCUGGCUGAGGUCCUCCACAACCCCGCCGUUUAACACGGAGCCGGUCUCUCUCCCUUGCCUCCUCAGCCCCGAGUCCUGCCAUUCCAGCGACCAACAGUCCUUCCAGUACAUAGCAGGGGACCAGGACGCCACCAUGACCCUUCCGACGCCUGGUCGUAAACACAAGAGCGACAGCGUCAAGCACAGGGAUCUCUCCCUUCCCUCUCUCUCCAUUGAUCACUUUGUGACACUGGCAAGGAGGAAGACCAACCGGUCCUCGCCCUGCGCCCAGAAGAUAGCCGCCCAGAGGGAGCGCGGCCGAAGUCAGGAGCGAGGCCGACGGACCGUGCGGAGGAGUUCGUCUCUCCUCUGCCUGGGCAUGGACUCCUGCCGCGGGAUUCCUGACGACCUGCAGAGUGCUGACUACGAGGACGUCUGGUCUGAGGACUGGAGACAUUCCUCACUCGUUGAUGUAAGCAUAGACAUCCCGGACCCGCCGUCCUUCCAGCCCCCGGCGCCGCCCACGCCCGCCAGCACCAGGCCCACCGUGGAUUACUCGAUCCGCCCGCCGAUGCCCCUGCCUCACGACGACCCCAACCCGUCGCCGAGGUCGUGCUCGAACACCAGGCAGAGCGAGUCAUCUCAGCAGAACUCGAACUCGUCGUCUGGCAACAGCACUCUGACGGGGAGCGACGAGGAGGACAACGAGGAGGAAAUCUACAUGGUCGUCAGCGACCACAGGUGCGAAAUGAGAAAGACGCAGAUGAGGAAACAGGUGUCGCGCUCCCUCACGUGGGCGUCUCCCGCCCAUCGGAGGUCUCCCCCGCCGCCCCCGCUGCCCAUGUCCAACCCCCCGUCUUCCGCCGCCUCUUCCACCUCAACAAAAAUCACGCAGAUCAGAAGAAGCCACGCCUCUCCGCGACGGCCCGACGAGAGUCAACAACAAAGCAGCUUACCCCACUCGACGCUGCCGUCCCAGGCCACAGAGACGCCGCCGCUUCCCCCGAGGAGGACGCAGCGCCCUCCCUGCCCUCUCCCGAAGGAAAGCCGGAGGCAGUCUGUAGACAGGCUGCUCCUGCCGUGGCAAUACGGCAGCGAGGUCAACAUACUCAACUACAGCGAUUACAUGAACCGCCGCCUGAAGUAUCCCGAGGGAGUGUCUCGUAUCGACCAGCAGUCUUACACGACUGGGAACUUAUGCGGUCCGUGGUACGACCUCUGGGCGGACGACCCCUCAGUGGCAGACGUAUGAUCCUCGUGCCUUUAGGUCGCGGGAAAGACCCAUUUUGUAUAUAUGACAAAACUGCUCACAGAAGGCCAAAAAAACUAAGACUUAAAGUGUUCUUGCUGUGCAUGAAUACAGCUCUUUCUAUUUUCCAGAAAGUUUUUGUGCUAUAUUCUUGUAUAGAAGAAGUAGAAUCUCUUCUCAUUUGCAAGUUCAAAAGAUUUUGUAUAUAGAAUAUAUAUAGAAUUUAUUGUGAAUGUAGCCUUGUAGGGACUGUCCUUAUUAUUUUACCCAUUAUUUUUGUGUACAUUUCAUGCAUAAUAUCUGUUUAAGUUCUGUUUAGUUAAGGAUAUUCAAAUCAGUUUUUUUUCAAUGUAUAUAGCACGUAUGACACCAAGAGUAAAUUUCCCUUAGUUACCCCUUCAUAUGACAAUUUUCUUUGAUGUUCUAUGUUUGCGUAUGUGCAUGGGUAACUUUUAUAUUACUUUCAAAUUUACUUUUCUUGGAUUGCGUCCCUAUUUCCUUCUUAAUAUAGACACUACCAAUUGUUUCUUGCUAAUUCAGUAUCACAAAAAAUACAAUUCAUUAAAUCAACUAACAAAAUUGUUCUAAUUCUAUUUUGUAAAAAAAAGAAAGAAAAAAAACAUAUAUUACCAGAAAA